Oncorhynchus masou masou (cherry salmon) is the source of this 3149-nucleotide messenger RNA. Its product is annotated as stromal membrane-associated protein 1-like. The transcript is spliced from 11 exons. Gene Ontology annotation, cellular component: cytoplasm. Gene Ontology annotation, biological process: regulation of clathrin-dependent endocytosis. The record is from RefSeq and is a predicted model, not a curated record. Gene Ontology annotation, molecular function: GTPase activator activity; metal ion binding. Bases 180 to 1649 code for a protein of 489 amino acids. NCBI's taxonomy places the organism in Eukaryota, Metazoa, Chordata, Actinopteri, Salmoniformes, Salmonidae.
CAGUGGUAUUGCUAGCGGAACACAAGCCCCCAUAUUGAGCUUGGCUGUGAGCAGUACGGUUGUAGUAAGCUGCACAUACCCAGGGAUGGUCUUCCUUUAAUGCAUGUAAAUUAGACACAGAUGGUAAGGGUACAGUAGGUGUUUUUAUUUAGGAACAGUGCAGCAUAACUUGUUGAGAGAUGUCGACGCGGUCGGAGAGAGAGAAAGCCCAGAAACUGAAUGAGCAGCAUCAGGCCAUUCUGUCCAAAAUGCUCCGAGAGGACGACAACAAGCACUGCGCUGACUGCGAGGCUAAAGGACCGCGCUGGGCGUCGUGGAACCUGGGGGUCUUCAUGUGUAUCCGCUGUGCUGGCAUCCACAGGAACCUGGGGGUCCACAUCUCCAGAGUCAAAUCUGUCAACCUGGACCAAUGGACCCAAGAACAGAUCCAGAGUAUGGUAGACAUGGGGAACAACAAGGCCAAACAGCUGUACGAAGCCCACCUCCCAGACACCUUCAGACGUCCACAGACCGACCAGUAUCCUCUCUUCUCCCUGUGUUGUCAUUCCUUAUCCCCUGACCUCAGAGCAGUAGAGUUCUUCAUCCGGGAUAAGUACGAAAGGAAGAAAUACUACGACCAGAAUGGCCUCAAAACAGCUUCAAAGUCUUCUGAUGUCGCUGCCUUCUCUACCUCUCCCGCCUCACAGGCUGCUGAGAAGAACAGACAGGAGAAGGAACGAGAGAAGAAGAAGAGAGAAAAGGACCCGGAGAAAGUGAACAGACCAAGCUCCUCUGAGAAGAAGAAGGCGGAGCUUCAGACAGACUCCAGAGCCAAUCCCAGGAGGACCCCCGAGCCGGCCAUCGACCUGCUCGGCCUGGAUGCACCUGCAGGUGGAGCUGCAACCAGUUCUGCUGCACCAGUCAGUGAUGAGGACAUCUUUGGUCCAAUGGUGUCCAACCCUCUGCCCUCCUCCAACAACACUCAGGCAGUCUCCAGUGCAGCCCCAGGCGCCCCAGCAGUAGCGGCGUCCACGGGGGGAUCGGGGGGUGCUGCUGGCCCCCAGGCUAAUCUGGACCUCUUCAGUGAGAAGAACAGUAGCAGCACCAAGACAGAGGAGGGGGCCAAGAAACCCCUCUCCAAGGACUCCAUCCUCUCCCUCUACAGCAACACCACAGUCAGCCCACAGCCUGCUGCCCCAGCUGCUGCUAUGUAUAUGGGCCAGCCUCCGAUGCAGCAGUUCCCCAGCCAGCCCUCCGGACAGCCUAACUUCCAGACUUACCCAGGAGUGGGCGGAGCUAUGCCACCCACAACCAUGACGGGCGGUGUUAUGCCCCAGGGAGGAGGAGCCAUGAUGGGGCAGAACUCUGGCAUGAUAGUCGGUAUGGCGAUGCCCAACGGUGGUUACAUGGGUAUGCAGCAAGGCAUGAUGGGGCCUCCGGGCGGAGAUAUGCCAGCGGGGGUGGGGACUCCCCAGAUGUACGCCGCCAUGCAGCAGCAGCAACAACAGCAGGGCCAGUGGAAUGUGAGCCAGAUGACCCAGCAGAUAUCGGGCAUCGCCAUGAGUGGUGGUGUGGCAGCGCCACCCGGCUUUGUUCAACCAGGUGCUCCCAUGGGUGGGGGGGUGGGUCCUCCAUCGGGCCAGACCCUCAGUACCCAGCUGUGGAAGUGAGGGAGGGGAGGGGGAGAGUGGGAGAGGGAGGCAGAACCACCAUGUCACCCCAAAUCUCCUCCUCUACCCUCACUCACCAACUGCAAAACAGGAAACUACGCACAUGGGGCAAUCUAUGGACUGCUCCACUGUUGUCCCUCCUCCCCGUUUAUGAUUCCUUUAGAGACCCCACCCCUCUCUCCCUCUGUGUGUUGCGGGGGCGGAGUCUGGGGUGAAAACAGACUGGCAGCUGUGUGUUCAUCUCUUUACUUGGGACUUUUACUUUCUUAUUCUUUUGACUUUUUUUUUCUUUUGUUAAAAAAACAACAUAUUGGUGAAAGAGAAAAGCUGCGGGACCAAUAAUACAAGCGUCUAAUAAUAAUAAUAUAUCAUUACCAGAACCGAUAGUGAGUAAAUAGAUAUUUAAAUGGAGAGAUAUGGAUAACAUGUUGGUGACCACCCCACCCCACCCAUCAAUAUCAUGUGUGUAUAUUAUACUGUACUCCCCUCUGGGCAUUCAGAGCUCCUGUAGCAAGACAUUGUAUGAUCCAGUACUGUAUGUGUGUGAGAUAUAGACCCCCCCCCCCCAGUGAGGUUGUGUUCUACCAUCUUACUGUGGUGUUUUGUUGUGUGCAGAACAAGAAGAAGCACUGUUCUGUCUGAUUGACACUACAAAGCCAAGCUGUACUGGGCUUGGCCUGGUUACACAUCCACCAUAGUUGUUGGAAAUGACAGUGAAAAGACUAUAUCUGAGCCAGCACAGUAUGGUUCGGGGUGGCCAUUUAGUGUGAAUCAGGCAUUAGUUUGAGGCAAAUAAACCUGGACGACAGUCGGUGGGGGCAGGGAGUUUACGUGGAAUAGGAGGGAGAGGGGACCAGAAUACGAGAAGAAAGAGAUGAUGCCAGUGAUGACAUAACGCUCCAGAUGAUUCAGGAAGUGUGUUGACAUUGGGAGCCUAAUGGAGCUGUCAGGGAUUGGAACAGUUGGCUUAACAUCACGUUUGCUUACUUCCCGGCCUCUAUGAUGACAUAAUCUCUGCCUAAUCCUGCUUUAUGUCAAUAUAUAGAUUCUAUAGUGGGGAAAGAAGGUGAAGAAAUACUGCAGGGGGAAAUGGGUGGUGCACUACGAAUCAACAAACAAUAGAUGAUCAAACACAGACAUUCCGUGUGUAGUUCUAAAUUGGAGAUGCUAUCCACAUACAGGGUCCCUGCCAUGUAAUAACAAGAGAACACACACACACACACACACACACACACACACACACACACACACACACACACACACACACAAGAGAAUUCAUACACACAGCACAGCAUGUCCUCCAGGUUUAUUUCUAGUGGUGUUUACAUUUUCUGGUGCCUAGUACAGAGAGAAAUGUUAUAUCCGUGCAUUAAACAGUGAAUAGCCAUUAACUAUUGUGACCAUUUAUGUCCAAUGACUCUUUUAUUGUGAAGUUGUUUUUUGUUUUCUUUUUCCUGCUUUUACAAGAGGGUCAUUUGGAAUAAAAGUUGUACUCCUGGA